AUGCCAACAAAAAUUCCUCAAGACGAAGAACAACGACAAUUAAAACAACUUGAACUUGAAAUUCAAUAUCAUGAAAAUGUUGAAUAUAUUAAAGAAAAUACAACUAAUCAAUUAUCAACAAUACAAAAAUCUUUGAUAUUAACAUGUGAACAAACCAAAAUACCUAAAAAACGUGGUCCUAAAAAAAAACAAAUGACACCAUCACGUAUAGCACGUUUUAAAGUUCGACGUAUAAAAGCAAAUGGUCGUGAACGUGAACGUAUGAAAGAUCUUAAUGAACAAUUAGAAUGUCUUCGUCAAACUAUACCAUGUUUUUCAUUAUCACAAAAACUAUCAAAAAUUGAAACAUUACGUUUAGCAAAAAAUUAUAUUGAAGCAUUAACACAAAUGAUAUCAACUAAUCAAAUACCAGAUAAUGUACAUUUUGCUGAAUUACUUUGUCAAGGUUUAUCAUCAAAUACAAUGAAUCUUGUUGCUGCAACACUUUCAUUAAAUCCAAGAAUAUUACAACAAAAUACUAACAAUAAUAAUUCAUCAAAUAUGAUGAUGACAUUAGAUGAUACAUAUAUGUUAUCAUCAAUACAUCCACGAGUAAAAAAUCCAUUAGAAUUUAUUAAUUUAAAAAAAUUAACAAAAACAAAUAUAAUAAUAAGUGAAAGUGAAGAUGAUACAAAAACUAAACAUUCAAAUAGUUUUGAUUAUGGUUCAUCAUCUUAUUGUGGUGAUAGUAGUAUAGAAGAUAUUAGUUCAAUAAUAUUACCAGAACAUUCAACAAAUUUUUAUUCUCAUGAACAACAAUUUAUGUUUACUGAUAAUUCAUUUUACUAUUAUCCUACACAUUAUUAA
Rotaria sp. Silwood1 is the source of this 846-nucleotide messenger RNA. The record is from the annotation of a GenBank genome assembly. NCBI's taxonomy places the organism in Eukaryota, Metazoa, Rotifera, Eurotatoria, Philodinida, Philodinidae.